Daldinia caldariorum is the source of this 1950-nucleotide messenger RNA. RefSeq lists its product as uncharacterized. The record is from RefSeq and is a predicted model, not a curated record. The transcript has 2 exons. Lineage: Eukaryota; Fungi; Ascomycota; Sordariomycetes; Xylariales; Hypoxylaceae. Bases 1 to 1950 code for a protein of 649 amino acids.
AUGUCUGGAAACGGGUCAGGGGGGGUGUCCGAUUGGAUAUCAGCUGUAUCAUCCGUUGCUGCUGCCAUCGUUGGCCUCAUGACUUUAGUUACCGUCUACACUGGAGCUAUCCAAAUCCUCUCACAGAAUCGGAUGUACAAACUUGGCCUGUCACCCGAAUCUCUCGGCCCAUGGACUGCCAAGGUUGCACAAUCAACACUCUUGGGCUUCCAAUGGCGCAUAUCGACCCCAUCUGUCAGCCUCAAGUCCCUAGUUAAGAACAAGUGGCAACCGAAUAUCGUCUUCCCAGUCGGUUUCCCGCGACGAGGCUGCGUCGAAAGGGGGGACAAUGUCAUGGCUAAGGCAAGCUGGGUCAACUUCAUGCAAGGUCUAGGCCUAUCCCCCACUGAUGAUACUUUCUAUGAAAUGUGGGGCGUCUCCGGGCUUGUAAACUGCAUCGUUCCCAUGCGAUGGACGGGGCAAGAUCUCGUGGGGAUAUGCUCCAUACUGGGAUUCCAGUCGUUUGAGAAGGAACCUAGCUUUAAAUCCCCGAUGAUCCUUCCCAUGCAGUGGUCCGGCCCACUUGGCUGGGUGCAGUUCCGAUCCAGUGAAAAUGGGUGCGUCGCUGAGUUCCGGAACAGGAUAGACUUGUAUAACCAGAUACCCCUCGAUUUCCAUAAAUAUUAUAACGACUGGAGUUCCGACCUACCUCGCGAGCCCUAUUACCUAGAGUCACGUCUCUGGAAUUCUAUCAAUGGCUUAUAUCUUAAAGAAGGGGGAGGUACGUCCCUGUACCUCGGCGGAGCGAUUAAGUGCAAUGUAGACCAAGACCCAGGUGACGAGGAAGACAUUCCCCAAGACCAGGUACUCGAUGAUCUCAUGUCAGCAGACCUUCCCAAUGAAGACAUUCUACGGAUGCUCUUUGGUAGAAGAAAGGAUCGGCCAGCGGCGCUGCAGCGAGAAUUCGAGAGAGCACGGGGAGGUGGUCGACCCUUCGCUGGAAAGCGCCGCGAGGAUGACACGGACGACUUCCUCAAUUCUAUGCUCCGGGAUACCAUGGAAUCCAGCAAUAAGAAGCAGGUCUUCUUGCCCUGCCCGGGAUUACUGUCAGUGUCUUUCCACGGCGAGCUAGCCCACAACCGGGGCUUGAGUAUCAAAGAUUCGAAGGAAUAUCGUCGCAUUUACAUUGACAACAAGGAUGUGGACAAAAUCCGAUACCCCUACAAGCUUGGCGACCUUUAUAUGGAUAAGAAGCUCCUCAAGUAUGUCAAAGAAGCAAUACUUCUCCUCAGACCUGACGGCUUCUAUUUUUCUCCCACGCCACGCCUGUAUGGCGACCUCUGUGAAGCCUACCAGCAUAUUGAGGACCAAAUAAAGAAGAAGAUCUUUGCUAUCGACGAUAAACCACGUGCACAAGGGUCAAAAGUCCCAAACGGAUCCCCAACUGUUCCCCCACUUACAGGGAAAUAUGCAUAUCUUGAUUAUGGAAUGCGACUCUGUAACGAGCUUCAGGUCACACGGAAGACAGCGAAGGCGUGCUUCUCGGUCGAUGAUAUGCGCCUAUUUUCCAAGGCGGCGUGUGCUUUAAAGGAGAUUUUGAGCCCUACCGGCCGCAGUGACGGGGAGGGUUUGGUGUGGGCUAUGCUCUACUGCACGGAUCUCUCCACGAAUGUUCGGAGAUGGUUUGAAGCCGCUGGCAACGACAAGGAAGCCUUCUUCUCCGCCAAGAUCACAAGUAAACAUGGCCAACUGGACUGUGCGAGCUUGCUUUCCUUGGCUGACCCGGCUGAACAAGAGAAGCUGACGCUAAAAACGGCAACCACGUUCACGGUGCCCCUCCUCGACGACGGUGAGUUCACAGGAGCGCAGAUCCUGGCCGCCCUAACGAUUGUUUUCAUCACGUACUUUUGGAUUUCGAAGAAGUGGAUCACGGACGUUGCUGCGGACAUGUUACGAGAUUGCCGGAAGUAG